GCAGAUAGCUGCUGUGAGUGUAAUGGGAGGCGAUCAAACAAGCGAGCAUUCCUUCAACCCUUUUACGCUCCUCCUCUCUCUUCAGUGUGUUAAAUUCUCCACUAAAGCUUGCAUGACCACUUUGUGGAGUGUUGGUGUGUGGGAGGAAGACAACAUGGCAGACCUCGUGCUCCAAACCGAGGGAGGAAGCGGCGGGAUUGUGAUCGAGGAUAACUGGCCUGGUUACAGUUUAGAACUCUUCAGCUACCCUGCACACUACGCGGGGGAUCUAGAAUGUGUCGUCGUUCCACAUGGAGUCAUCAUGGACAGAACGGAGCGUCUAGCUCGAGACAUCAUGGAUGAUCUGGGGGACCAUGACAUCGUGGUCCUGUGCGUGCUCAAAGGGGGCUACCAGUUCUGUGCAGACCUAGUGGACAAGAUUAAGGUGCUGAGCUGCAGCUCGGACCGCACCAUCCCCAUGAGGGUCCACUUUAUUCGUCUCAAAAGCUACCUGAAUGACCAGUCGACAGAAGAUCUUCACAUACUUGGAGCCGAGGACCUGUCAUUUUUACAGGGAAAGAAUGUACUGAUUGUGGAGGGCAUUAUUGGCACCGGUAAGACCCUGAAGGCUCUCCUGAAGCACGUUGAGGCCUUUAAGCCCAAAAUGAUCAAAGUUGCCGGAUUGCUGGUGAAGAGGGUGCCUCACAACACUACACGUCUCCCUCACUACAUUGGCUUUGAGAUACCCAAUCGCUUCGUGGUUGGAUACGCUUUGGACUAUAAUGAGUAUUUCAGGGACCUUAAUCAUAUCUGCGUGAUCAGCGAAAGCGGCAAGAAGAAAUAUAAGAUAUGAGGGAAGGAGUCGUCAUCUCACACAUUUCAGCCCUCUUACAGCUGCUUUGGAGACAGUUGUUCUCUGACGUCAGUCACUGUUCAACAUUCCAUAUGUGAAUCUCCCAGCGCAGACACUGCCCUUUAACAUGUUGUACAGCUGUGGUGGAAUUCCUCAUUCAGUGGAACCUCUAAGGUCGAAUAUCAAGGUUGGAAAUAAUAUAUGCCAUAGGAAAUAAUGUGUUUAUAGAUAAUCUGUUCCAGGGUCAGACUGUUGCCAUAAAUCCUUUAUUAAUUGUACAGGCAAAUUUCAAUGUAACAUUUUAUCACGUUGAACUGUCUUACACGUCUCAUUUUUUUAACAUUCUUACGUGCCACAAAAGUGUAAAAAGAAGUUAACGGCUGUCAAACGACGAGAUACCUUGACUUUGUGGCAUCCCCUGUGGGUUGCGGUCAAAUUGCUUUGGAAGACAUACAUGUAAUAUACAUGUCCUCGAAGUGUCAUAAUCAUUAGACGCAUGCUCAAUGAAAAGACACGCAAAGACAUUUUGAUUGAUGGCGGCCAUGUUUUUCACACAGUCUUGCUCAAAUUUUACAGACAUUGGCCUGUCAGUCCCCUAAAGUUGUGUAGCAAAUUUGAUUCGGCUAAACACCUUAAAAUGACGUUAGGUUGUUUUGUAGAGUGCAUUGAGCUGUGUAAGAAAUUUUAAGUAAGUACAAUUUAUGAGGGUCAAACUUUGGGGUUUAAUAACAAACAGCGCUACCAGAAAGAUACACAGGACACACAGUAAGAGGGCAUGUUUUGACAAAUUUUCACCAUUUUGCUUGCAGCGGGUUAUGAGACUAAGUUUAGAAGGGGUUUACUCAUUUUUUCACUGUAACGUAUUUGGCCAAAGAAAAGCAAGAUGCACCCAUUGCAUUGAAUUUCCCCGCUGUGGGAUAAAUAAAGUACAAAUACAAAUACAAAUACAUUGUUAGUGCUUUGAUGCUAAUUGAAUGAGCUAUGUUGAGGUAUUGAAACAUCAUGGCAUAUGAACGAGAUUUGAAGAACUUUAGAGGUUCCACUGCAUUAUACAAAACUUGCAUGGGAAGUGCGGGAAUUCUGUUGCUUUUUGACUGAUAUUGUUUUACCAUAUGCAGUGCAAGUGACUGGUUGACAUAACCUGCAUGAAUGGAAAUGAAUCCUCCCUAAAUAUGAAAGUGAGUCACAUGUUUGUAAGUAGGAAAAAGGUAGCACUCUGUCAUAAAAUGACUAAUAUGACAUUAUUAUUACCAGCUAUUAAAUGUUUCACUUAGUUCUUGGGAGGACGGUGUAGCUUUUUCAAUACAGACGGACCUCUUUUUAGUGUUCAUUUUGCAUUAAAGUCAUUAAUUGGA
Dunckerocampus dactyliophorus (ringed pipefish) is the source of this 2187-nucleotide messenger RNA. Its product is annotated as hypoxanthine-guanine phosphoribosyltransferase-like. Gene Ontology annotation, biological process: IMP salvage; purine ribonucleoside salvage; hypoxanthine metabolic process. The record is from RefSeq and is a predicted model, not a curated record. Gene Ontology annotation, molecular function: magnesium ion binding; hypoxanthine phosphoribosyltransferase activity. The transcript is spliced from 9 exons. NCBI's taxonomy places the organism in Eukaryota, Metazoa, Chordata, Actinopteri, Syngnathiformes, Syngnathidae. The coding region runs from base 23 to 832 and encodes 269 amino acids.